Penicillium atrosanguineum is the source of this 207-nucleotide messenger RNA. RefSeq lists its product as uncharacterized. Bases 1 to 207 code for a protein of 68 amino acids. NCBI's taxonomy places the organism in Eukaryota, Fungi, Ascomycota, Eurotiomycetes, Eurotiales, Aspergillaceae. The record is from RefSeq and is a predicted model, not a curated record. The transcript has a single exon.
AUGACCUGCCCCAAUUGGCCACAUCGGCAGACAUCCGAGGUCUCCUCAGCAAAGAAGGUCAGUGCUAUGGAAGUAACUGGCUCGGAUGGUAUUCUACUACGUAUUGCUAAUCCAAGCUCCCCCAAGGGUUACCAUUACCCCAACCCCCAACAGCCAGGCCGAGGCACCUACACCUGUAAUGGGUAUGAUGGGAAGAUUGUUAACUAA